UCGUGAAGUCAAAAGUUUCUCUUCUCCUAAUACAUUUCCUCCUCAGUCGCGGCCGCCGCCACCGUAAAACGCCCCUCCUAAUGAACGAAUAAUGGUAACUCCAUUCCUCCGAAACGAUGAAACUCCUAUCUCCACUCCGCUUGCUCACUGCGAAGCCCAAUUGUGGCCUUACACAUCCUGAUUUUGUGCCCAACGAAGUCCUCAGCAUCAUCGACACUGUCACCCCCAUGGAGCCCUCUCUCGACAAGGUUUCUCAUUUUCUAUCGUCUCAAGCGGUGGCCUCCGUUAUUCGGGAACAGCGAAAGCCUGAGCUGGGGUUUCGAUUUUUCAUUUGGACAACAAAUAAAAGGCAUUUCCGUAGCUGGGAUUCGCAUAAUUUGAUUAUCGAUAUGCUCGCCAAGGACGGCGGGUAUUUUGAUCUGUAUUGGAAGACGCUCGAGGAAGUAAAGAAUUCUGCUAUGCCAAUUUGUUCUGACGCUUUUGCGGUGCUGAUCUCGGCGUAUUGGAAGCUAAAUAAGGCUGAAAUGGCGGUGGAAUGCUUCGGUAGAAUGAAGGAUUUCGACUGCAAAGCCAAUCCUUUUACCUACAAUGUCAUCCUUCACGUCAUGGUUCAGAAAGGUGUAAUUUUGUUAGCUUUAGCUGUGUAUAAUAUGAUGUUGAAGUCGAAUUGUUCGCCGAAUUGCUCUACAUUUAGCAUUUUGAUUGAUGGGUUGUGUAAGAGUGGGAAUACACUGGAUGCACUUAAGCUGUUUGAUGAAAUGAGUGGGAGAGGGAUAUUGCCGAAUAGAAUCACAUAUACGGUUAUUCUUUCGGGAUUGUGUCAGGCCAAGAGAAUAGAUGAUGCAUGUAGGCUGUUUAACUUGAUGAAGACUAGGGGGUGUAGUGCAGAUUUUGUAACUUACAACGUGUUGCUCAAUGGGUUCUGUAAGUUAGGUAGGGUUGAUGAAGCACUUGCAUUGUUGAAGUCUUUUAAAAGUGAAGGUUAUGUUGUUGGGCUGGAGGGAUACAGUUGCUUGAUUGAUGGUUUGGUUAGAGCUAAGAGGAUUAGUGAAGCUCAUUCUUUGUUUCAAAAGCUCUCUGAAAAUAAUAUUGCACCCGACAUUGUUUUAUAUACUAUCAUGAUUAAGGGGUUAUCUCAGGAAGGUAGGGUGAAGGAGGCACUGGAUUUGCUGAGGGAAAUGACAGGGAGAGGUGUACUGCCAGAUACUCAAUGUUACAAUACUCUGAUUAAGGGUUUCUGUGAUAUGGGUCUGCUAGAUGAAGCAGGCUCUCUUCGGCUAGAAAUUUCACAGCACGGUUGUUUUCCAAACACUUACACUACCACUUUUCUUAUUUGUGGUAUGUGCAGGAAUGGUAUGGUGAAGGAGGCAACGAAUAUCUUCAAUGAAAUGGAGAAGCUAGGAUGCUCUCCUUCGGUUGAAAAUUUUAAUGCUCUUAUACAUGGCCUAUGUAAGGCUGGUGAGCUUGACGAAGCUCGUAUCAUGUUUUACAAAAUGGAGAUUGGAAAAAAGCCAUCAUUGUUUCUUCGGCUUUCUCAAGGCAUUGAUCCGGUUCAUGACAGUGCAAGCCUCCAGUCAAGGGUUAAGAAGUUAUGUGAGUCAGGGUUGAUUCUUAAGGCUUACCAGCUCCUUAUGCAGCUUGCAGAUAGUGGGGCUGUUCCUAACAUCAUUACUUACAAUAUACUGAUAAAUGCCUUGUGCAAAGCUGGAAAAAUUAAUGGUGCUUUUAAACUCUUUGAGGAACUUCAAAUUAGGGGGCAUUCCCCUGAUUCGAUUACUUAUGGGACACUCAUUGAUGGACUACAAAGGGUUGGGCGGGAAGAUGAUUCUCUUAAACUCUUUGACCAUAUCAGCAAGAAUGGGCAUGCACCUGGUUCCAGUGUUUACAGAUCACUGAUGACUUGGUCGUGUCGUAGGGGGAAGAUUGCAGUAGCAUUUAAUCUCUGGUUGAGGUAUUUGAGGAGCCAAGGUGUCCGGAGUGAAGAAGCAAUUGAAUUGGUUGAGAAACAUUUUGAGGAAGGGGACACAGUAAAAGCUAUCAGAACUUUACUGGAAAUGGAAAUAAAGUUAGCAGACUUUGAUUCAGCCCCUUAUAACAUUUGUUUAGUUGGGUUGUGUCAGAUGGGUAGAUCAGAGGAGGCAGUAAAGGUUUUCUAUAUCCUCCAGGAGUUCGGUCUGAAUGUGUCCGCCCCAAGUUGCGUGAUGUUGAUUCACAGUCUCAGGAAGAACAAAAACUUGGACCAGGCUGUCAACGUUUUCCUUUAUACUGUGGAGAAAGGUAUCCGUCUGAUGCCACGAAUCUGCAACAAUUUGCUCCGAUCCCUUCUUCGUUCUCGAGAUAGUGCAGAGCUUGUCUAUGUAGUCUUAAAUGGUAUGAAGUCUGCAGGUUACGACUUAAGUGCCUAUCUUCAACACCGAACAAGACCUCUUCUACGGCAUUGGAACAUAAGGGAAUCGGAAAACACGUCACCUGGAUAAGAUUGAUAUUUCCACUGGUAUUAUGUCCAGGUCAAGUUUCCUCCUCUUCCAAUCCUAUAUCCAUCAAGAUUGUUGUAAAACAUGUGCCUCCUGCAUUUUCUGUGCUUCACUAACCCAGUUUUAAAUUUGUGUAACCCCAUUGAGAAAGUUUUGUUUAGAUUUCCAAUCUACUAAGUUUAUUGGAGGUAGCGUGUAGGAUGGAUGUUUGUCCAACAUCCCCAAAGUUUUUUACACUCGGGAUAUUGUUCAUUGAAAUAAAUUCAACACAGAAAGUUACAUUCUACCA
Ipomoea triloba (trilobed morning glory) is the source of this 2763-nucleotide messenger RNA. RefSeq names its product pentatricopeptide repeat-containing protein At1g79540. The coding region runs from base 117 to 2477 and encodes 786 amino acids. Gene Ontology annotation, molecular function: protein binding. The transcript has a single exon. Lineage: Eukaryota; Viridiplantae; Streptophyta; Magnoliopsida; Solanales; Convolvulaceae. The record is from RefSeq and is a predicted model, not a curated record.